AUGGACACUGAUAGAGUCAGGUUAUGCUUCUACCGCCUGCUGCAGCUGUUCUCCACGUGUGCGGCUUUCUCGCUGGUGGCCAGCUUGGGCACCGGAAUGGGGGCUGUUAGUCACUGGUCCAUGUUCAUCUGGUGCUUCUGCUUUGUCAUCACCCUCAUCACCUUCAUAGUCCAAUUAGGCGAGUACCAGCCCAGUCUCCCCUUUUCUGGGAAGAGCUUUCUCUUCACCUAUGCCUGCCUCGCCACUGCUUUCUGCCUCUCAGCCUCCAUCAUGUACGCCAUCACUUACAUCCAGUUCUUGCCUCACAGCCCCUUCCGGGACCAGGCCACUGCCGCCACUGCAUUCUCCUGCAUCGCAUGUGUGCUUUAUGCCUUGGAAGGGGCCUUUCUCUGGCUACUAUUCCCUGAGACCACUUUCUAUUUUGCUACCAUUCAUGGCCUAUUCAAGCUGCUAGAGACAUCGGUGGCCUGCAUCAUCUUCGCCUUCAUCAGUAACACCUACCUGCACCAGCACCAGCCAGCCCUGGCAUGGUGUGUGGCCGUGUACUCCAUCUGCUUCACGCUGGGGGCCAUGGCCAUGCUGCUGAAGCUGGUCAAAUUCGAGAGCAGACUACACACCUUCUUCCCUCGUUUUCUGUUGGGGCAGACCAUGCUCUCUGUCCUCCUUUAUGCCAGUGCCCUGGUCCUCUGGCCACUCUACCAGUUCAAUGAGGAGUUCGGCGGGCAGCCCCAGCGGUCCAGUGAUGUGAGCUGCAGUGAUGAGCUUCCCUCCACACUAUGCAUCUGGGACCAAAAACUGACUGUGGCCAUCUUGACAGCCAUCAACCUGCUGGUUUAUGUGGGUGACCUGGCAUACUGGAUCCACUUCAUUUUUAUCAGGUACUGA
This is a messenger RNA of Budorcas taxicolor (takin), 885 nucleotides long. Its product is annotated as myeloid-associated differentiation marker-like. The transcript has a single exon. Gene Ontology annotation, cellular component: cell-cell junction; plasma membrane. NCBI's taxonomy places the organism in Eukaryota, Metazoa, Chordata, Mammalia, Artiodactyla, Bovidae. The record is from RefSeq and is a predicted model, not a curated record. The coding region runs from base 1 to 885 and encodes 294 amino acids.